AUGCCCAUCUUACCUCUCACUUAUCAAAGCCGGGACAUAUCUUUCUCUGACUGGAUUUCCCUGGUCACCCUCUGCCUAGCUCCACUGGUCGCUCACGUAGCUGCUGGUGCGCCUCAGCCAUCUUACCUCACACGACGUCGCCUCCCAAAAUGGCACGAUCUACUCUGUCACUACAAUCCCACCUCUAUUCUUUGGAGAUACUUUGCAGUCACGGACAGGAGACUAAGGGCGAAACACUGGGAUGUGGCUGACAUAGCAGCUGCCAAUGCCCUGUUCUGGACGGACGCCGGCUGGGACGGCUCCGAGAAGGUAGCCGAACAGAGCUUGUCCUUCUGCUCACGCCUGCCCGCCCAUGCCAGGACCGAAAUCGCCUCUUGGGAAAUGAUCAAGACGGUCGUUGUAGGCCUCCAAGCCGCACAGGCUUUCUACAGCAUAGGGGGUAGCCUGUUUGGGCCCGGGACUUCAAAUUACAUUUUUCGAUUCGCCCUGGACAAUAUGUUCCUGCCUAUCGGUUGCCUCGGCCUGUACAUAUUCUGCGCUGCGUUUUGGAUCACUGACAACUUCGCCUUUAUCGAUGUUUCGGACCCGGGGUCGACCGCGGUUGGCCAUCGGAGGGUCCUGCCAGAGCGACAGACCGUCUACGACAACAACAAGCUUUCGGUCCCGGAGACCCAGAUUGAGGUCGCUGGGAGACUAUCGCUAGAUAGUUUCCUGGACCACCCAGCGGCAGCUGAGCAUCACGGGUCCCGUUUCUUUCCGACGUCCCGAUGGUCGAGCAGGGUCUUGCGCAUCUGCUGGAUCCUUCCGCUGUUGGCCUUGACAGCAUUCUGCAUCAUCUACGCGGCACCUUGGUCCUUCUGGCAUGACCGUGAAUGGAUAGGAUGGAUCAUGCCUGCCUCAGCAUUUACCAUGGUCAUCUUCUAUCUCGUCGUUUUCGGCUGCUCGUCCCUGAUCCUCCUCUACUACUUCAUCCGCGGCGCGAACACGACAACGAUCAUUCCUUGCGCGUCAAUGCUCUGGUAUAAGAUUUAUACAAUUGUCAUCUCGGUUAUGAUGGCCUUGGUUCUUAUUCUAGUAGCAUUGGAGACUGCUAGAACGCCGUGUGGGUCCUAUUCUGCCUGGCCCCCUGCGCAAUGGCACGGGACAGCUUGUCCUCAAAAGAUUCUUCCCGUUGGUCAGAACGAAGGCUCGGGUUUUGGUCUUGCGUUCCGAUCACGCAACUCAUCAGAAACAAGGGGUUGGACGGACGACGAAUUCCGCGUACUGAAUGUUACGGGAGUUUGUUUGGUGAGCAGUUGGAGCGAGGUCGCUCAGCGGGCUGCGGCAUUUGGUUUGGCUUCGAUGCUCGAGGCAUAA
Diaporthe citri is the source of this 1356-nucleotide messenger RNA. RefSeq lists its product as uncharacterized. The record is from RefSeq and is a predicted model, not a curated record. Lineage: Eukaryota; Fungi; Ascomycota; Sordariomycetes; Diaporthales; Diaporthaceae. The transcript has a single exon. The coding region runs from base 1 to 1356 and encodes 451 amino acids.